Messenger RNA from Plasmopara halstedii, 459 nucleotides. RefSeq lists its product as uncharacterized. NCBI's taxonomy places the organism in Eukaryota, Oomycota, Peronosporomycetes, Peronosporales, Peronosporaceae. The transcript has a single exon. The record is from RefSeq and is a predicted model, not a curated record. The coding region runs from base 1 to 459 and encodes 152 amino acids.
AUGAGCACCGAAGCUUCGUGUCGCAAGUUCUUGGAUGCGUUGGCGCAGAAUCUCGCCACGCUGUACGACUUUGAGUGCAGUUAUGGUGAUGUCGCGACAAUUGGCGACGUCUUCAGUGCUGUCAAAAAUGAUGAAUGGGGUUUUCGUCUGAAGAGAGGGAGGCAGUUGACCAGUGAACCAUUGCCAAGCUUCUUCACCGAGGACGAGUGGAAAGACCUCAAGGAUUUGAAUUGGCGUACAAAUCGCCGUAUUCACGAUGGCAAGGUUCCCACAACCAGCAAAGGGAAAUCGUACGUCAUUCUCCCGCACGCCAUUUUCAGUGAUGAUCGAGUCGACAGAUACAAAACUAUUGCGACUAGAGCAAGCGUGGUGUUCGAAGCGACCGAGUUCGAAGUGAAAGAUGAAGAUGAGUUCUCGGGUAGUUCUCGUUCAAGUAGUGGUCGUUCGGAUAUUGCAUGA